AUGGCAAACAUUACCGGUGGCAUUAUCCCGGCCAUCAACCACCUGGACAUUGGAGGCUACAACGUCUUCUACCGUGAAGCUGGCCCGGCAAAUGCCCCCACUAUCCUACUUCUUCAUGGAUUUCCUACUUCCUCCUUCAUGUUUCGCCAUCUGAUUCCGAUUCUCGCGGUAACUUACCAUGUGAUUGCGAUGGACUACUCCGGAUUUGGCUUCACGACCGGCCCCGCGAGAUAUCCACACACGUUCGAAAACAUCGCUAUUGUGACGGAAAAGUUCUUGAACGCCCUCGAUAUCUCCAAGUACGCACUGUACAUAUUUGACUAUGGCGCUCCAGUUGGUUUAAAGCUUGCCGUGCGAAACCCUCAAGCGGUAACUGCGGUCAUUUCGCAGAAUGGCAAUGCUUAUGUUGAGGGACUUGGCCCAUUUUGGGACCCAGUGAAAGUGUACUGGGAAUCUGGAAGUAAAACUGACCGCGAUGCUCUGGAUGGCGUUCUUUCUUUCAACACAACCAUGGGGCAAUAUACGGGGGGAACCAAGAAUCCUGCCAUUCUCGAGCCUGAAUCUUGGUGGCUCGACUGGACCCUCAUGGCAAACAGGCCAGGCAACGAUGACUACCAACUGGACCUCUUCUAUGACUACCGGAACAACGUCAAGCAAUAUCCCGAGUUUCAGGAAUAUUUCCGCAACUCUCAGGUGCCAUUGCUCGCCGUCUGGGGCAAAAAGGACACCAUAUUCAUCCCUGCCGGGGCCGAAGCUUUCAAAAGGGACUUACCUCAUGCCGAGAUUCAUCUACUAGAUGCGGGCCACUUUACUUUGAUCAGCAACCUGGAGCAGAUGGUGGGAUAUAUUCUCCCUUUCCUCAAGAAGCAUCUUGGCAAAUGGUGUGAAUAA
Molecule: messenger RNA, 891 nt
Organism: Trichoderma reesei QM6a
Lineage: Eukaryota; Fungi; Ascomycota; Sordariomycetes; Hypocreales; Hypocreaceae
Exons: 4
Coding region: 1-891 (296 amino acids)
Molecular function (GO): epoxide hydrolase activity
Source: RefSeq, a predicted model, not a curated record